Molecule: messenger RNA, 1664 nt
Organism: Caenorhabditis sp. 36 PRJEB53466
Lineage: Eukaryota; Metazoa; Nematoda; Chromadorea; Rhabditida; Rhabditidae
Source: the annotation of a GenBank genome assembly
AUGAGCCGUCUCCUCCACACCCUGCUCCUCCUAUUUAUCGUAUUCGAGGGAACUCACGCCAAGUUCCACACCCAUUUCUACAAUUUCCUUCUCGGAAAGUUUGGCAAACCGAUUGCUGACGAUCUUUUGAGACCGGAUCUCGGAACGAAGGGAUCUUUCGGAGGAGGAAACCCCAAUGCCACGUGAGUAUGAGUCACAUUAGUAUGCAGAGUGGGAGGGUGUAAACCGCCACCUCCCGAAGGCAUUUUAUGAAAAAUCUUGAAUGUGAUUUCCGAUGCAGAAGUUUCAAGGGAGUUCCUCCUUGACCUCUCCCUUCUGUAGCCUCCACUGAACACAAAAUGUUUCACGCUGUGUUCCCUUGGUCCUAAUUAGGUCCCUCUGGUCAAAGUGUGGUUUGUGUCGCUCUUCUAUUGUGACGUCACGAAUCCCGCAUCUAGCAAAACACCUCGGUUUGUGAUCGCCGCGCCUUCCGAACGAGUUCUUUGCAUCCAUUCACUGAUUCUUCAGGGGAUUUCCGAUUGUCGUAAUUCAUGGAUUGGCUGGAUACGCCGGGUUGUCCAAGAAGAGCCUCGUGAACAAGUACUACUCGUAUGGACAACCGAAAGGGACCGUCUUCGCUACCACCUACGCCAAGGGAAAAUUGAUGGAUUCGUUGCAGCACGGAAUGCAAUGCGACUACGUUCUGAAGGUGAGUGACGUGAUAGACGAGGGGCUAGAGGGAUCAACUAUAGUCGGCCAUCACAUAUUGUGUGUUCGUAUCAGAAUAUGUAGUGAAUGUAUAGUUUGUGACUAUCGAGACGAGACGGGAUGAAUCGGUCCGACCCUAUAACUUGACAAUAGCAGCAGUGGUCGAGCGCGGUCGUAUAGUAUGAGAUAAAUCGGACGAUCGGUGAUCUUUCAAGACGCGACUGAUAAGAUGACGUCGAAACGGAAAGGGUGUCGAAUGACCCGAAAAGCGACGGGAUUCUCUUGUUGACAAACUACACAGAGGGGCAUGUAGCUACACAAAACGCAUUAGGGUUGACUGGUCUGCUGGUCAUUCAGUUCAACGUGGGAUGAUGUCUGCAGAAGAAGGUGACAUCUGAAACGAAACGUUCGUGGGGAAUUUUAUUGAUCCAGAUGUUUCCAGGUGCGCACCCUGAUCUUGGCGGUCCACGAAUACACUAAGAAGCCAGUGAACAUCAUCGCCUGCUCGAUGGGCUCUCCGAUCACGCGCAAAGCCAUCCUCGGGGGCCAUUGCGUCGACAGCGGAGUCAAUCUCGGCCGCCCGAUCAACCAUCUCAUUCACAACUACGUUUCUGUGGCCGGAGCCAACCAUGGAGCCAUCCUCUGCUCGAAGCAGCCAUUCGUGAACGGAGUGUGCAGUUUGACCCAUGGCCUUGAUUGCCGAUCCAAGUUCUUGCAAGAGUUGAACGCACAGUAAGCGGAUCAGAAAACUGUGCACGAUUCCAAUCGAAAUCUCUCAUUUCAGACCAUUCCAGUACGGAAAGAACAUGUUCGCCAUCUACUCGGUUGCGGAUGAAGUUGUCGGAUUGAGAAACACGUGCGGAGAGAUGGCGUCGCUGCUGGAAGGAGCCACGCCCAUUGUGAAGACCCGAUUGCUCCACGGCGCAGUGAUCGGAGGCACGACGGAAGACCAAUGGAGAGCUCUUCAGACUCCAUAA